Molecule: messenger RNA, 1342 nt
Organism: Platichthys flesus (European flounder)
Lineage: Eukaryota; Metazoa; Chordata; Actinopteri; Pleuronectiformes; Pleuronectidae
Gene: aqp8a.2
Product: aquaporin 8a, tandem duplicate 2
Exons: 5
Coding region: 450-1226 (258 amino acids)
Biological process (GO): water transport; transmembrane transport
Cellular component (GO): plasma membrane
Molecular function (GO): water channel activity
Source: RefSeq, a predicted model, not a curated record
AGGUCUUAUCUAUGUAGGCCACUACCUGUCUCUCCAGUUAUGCCUUGUGCAUCCAAAUAAAACAAUGAUGUUGACGAAUUAAAGACACGUCAGACUUUGGGCAACCUUGAACAGCUGGCUUCUCAUUGAACCGCAUCACCUACGGAAAAGCUGACACCAUGGACUCAUUCGAGGGCCGAGCUCGUGCACAAGCCGUGACCUCGUGUCACCGGACAAGGUUUUUCUUUUUUCCUCUUUUAUGACCCAUGACGCAAUCCCACUGCACAGUGUGUCAGCUGCCGGUGAUGAGUAUAAAUAAGCACAACACCUUGUUCCCUGGACUUAGUCCGCAGACUGGGUCGGCUCUACCUGUUGGAGGACACACACGCAGGCUGCAGCGGCAACAUCUCUGAGCUACAGAUCACCGUCUGAAACAGAAGUAGCAGGAAUCAAACAAGAGAAGAGCCAACAUGGGAGUCGAGAAAAUGGAAAUGGAAGACUCCACUCUCAUGGAGAAGGGCCAGAAGAAGCCGGCUCCCCCUGCUCCCAACAGGUAUGAGAGGCUGUUCCAGCCCUGCUUGGCCGAGAUGAUCGGGACCAUGUUCUUCGUUUUCGUCGGCUGUGUGUCGGUCAUCGAAAACGUGCCUGCAGCUGGACGCCUGCAGCCGGCUCUGGUGCACGGACUGGCUGUGGCUGUGAUGGUGGCGGUCAUGGACAACAUCAGUGGCUCCCACUUCAACCCUCCCUUCACAAUUGCCAUUUACCUAUGCGGAGGCAUGGAGCUGAUGAUGGUGGGACCUUAUCUUGCCUGCCAGCUGAUUGGAGGAGUGCUCGGAGCGGGAAUGUCCAAGAUGAUGACCCCCACAAAUCGAUACUUCAACGCCACAGGAGCCGCGUUCGAUAUCCUCAAGUCCGAGAGCCAGCUGUCCGGGGCCAUCUUCGGGGAGGUGGCCAUGACCUGCCUGAUCACCAUGGUGGUGCUGCUGGUGGCCGUCAACCACAAGACCAAGACCCCAUUGGCUCCCUUCCUGGUGGGCUCCACUGUCAUCAUCAACGUCUUGGCAGGAGGUGAUGUAUCGGGGACGUGUCUGAACCCAGCCAGGGCUUUCGGCCCCGCAGUGAUGACCAACUACUGGACCUACCACUGGGUGUACUGGGUGGGACCCAUAGGAGGAGGUGUGGUGGCUGCUGCUCUGCUCAGGCUCGUCCUCGGUGAUGACAAGUUACGAGUGGUUAUGAAAUCAUAACAGCUUUUAUUGUUUGUUUAUCGCCCUGGCGAUAAUAAUCCUGUUAAACGUCUGCCUGUAUAGUUUUUUAUUCGUCAUGCCAAAAUGUUUUUAUCUGUGUAAGGGUGUAAGGCCCC